UGAGAAGACAGUGAGACCCAGGAAAAAUCUUGCUGAAUCUGCCUGCUCCAGCACUGGCCUGAUUCGGGAUCCUCCGAUCCUUCCCGUGACCGCACCACGCCCCGAGAUGAAUCUACGUUCUGUAUUUACUGUAGAACAACAAAGGAUUUUACAGCGUUAUUAUGAAAAUGGAAUGACAAAUCAAAGUAAAAAUUGCUUUCAGCUCAUAUUACAGUGUGCACAGGAGACUAAGCUGGACUUCAGUGUAGUCAGGACGUGGGUUGGCAAUAAGAGAAGAAAAAUGAGUAGUAAGAAUUCUGAAUCAGGAGCAGCAACAACAGGAAUUCUUCCUGGUACCUCUUUGACAUCUCCAGACAUUACAGUCAGGAAUGUAGUUAAUAUCACUCGACCGUCAAGCCAACAGUCUUCUUGGACAUCUGCCAAUAAUGAUGUCAUUGUAACUGGCACAUACAGUCCACCAAGUUCAUCAAGUAGGCAAGGGACAACCAAACAUUCAGAUACACAACUUACAGAAGCACAUAAAAUUCCUAUUCAGAAAACGGCCAGUAAAAAUGAUACUGAGUUUCAGUUGCACAUUCCUGUUCAAAGACAAGUAGCACACUGUAAAAAUGCCUCUCUGCUCUUAGGUGAAAAAACAAUUAUCUUGUCAAGACAGACAAGUGUGCUAAAUGCGGGAAAUUCAGUAUAUAGUCACACAAAGAAAAACUAUGGAAGCUCUUCAGUGCAAGCCUCUGAGAUGAUGGUACCUCAAAAGCCACCUGUGUGCCACCGACCUUGCAAAAUUGAACCAGUUGGAGUUCAAAGGUCAUAUAAGCCUGAACACACAGGUCUAGCAUCACAUAACUUAUGUGGGCAAAAGCCACCUAUUAGAGACCCUUACUGUAGAACACAAAACUUGGAAAUCCGUGAGGUAUUUUCACUGGCUGUUAGUGAUUACCCCCAGAGAAUUCUGGGAGGAAAUGCCCCACAGAAGCCUAGUUCAGCAGAAGGAACUUGUUUGUCUAUUGCAAUGGAGACUGGAGAUGCUGAUGAUGAGUAUGCCAAAGAGGAAGAGUUGGCAUCGAUGGGAGCACAAAUACCAAGCUACUCAAGAUUUUAUGAAAGUGGCAGAUCCCUUGGAACAGAGAACCAAAGUACACCAUUGCCUGGACCAGGAAGAAAUAUGCCAAAUUCACAAAUGGUGAAUAUUAGAGAUUUGUCAGACAAUGUACUGUAUCAAAACAGAGACUACCAUUUGACACCACGGACCUCAUUACAUACAGUAGCUACCACAAUGUACAGUAAUACAAAUCCAUCACGGAGUAAUUUUUCUUCACAUUUUGCAUCAUCAAACCAAUUGAGGUUAUCACAAAACCAAAACAAUUACCAGAUUUCAGGAAACCUUACUGUGCCUUGGAUUACAGGGUGUUCUAGAAAAAGAGCACUACAAGAUCGCACUCAGUUCAGUGACCGAGACUUAGCCACCCUUAAGAGAUACUGGGACAAUGGAAUGACGAGCCUCGGUUCUGUCUGUAGAGAGAAAAUUGAAGCAGUUGCAACUGAAUUAAAUGUUGACUGUGAAAUAGUUCGGACUUGGAUUGGGAAUCGAAGAAGGAAAUACCGUUUAAUGGGGAUUGAAGUUCCGCCACCAAGAGGAGGCCCUGCUGAUUUUUCUGAGCAGCCUGAGUCUGGUUCUUUGUCUGCGCUCACAUCAGGAGAAGAAGCUGGUCCUGAAGUAGGAGAAGAUAAUGAAAGAAAUGAUGAAGUAUCCAUCUGUUUGUCUGAAGGAAGCUCUCAAGAGGAGUCCAGUGAAGUUCCAAAUGAGGCAAGGGCUCAUAAGGAGGAGGACCAUCAUGCAGUAUCUGCAGAUAAUGUGAAAAUAGAAAUUAUUGAUGAUGAAGAAAGUGACAUGAUAAGUAAUUCUGAAGUUGAACAAGUGAAUUCUCUCUUGGAUUAUAAGAAUGAAGAAGUCAGAUUCAUUGAAAAUGAGCUAGAGAUUCAAAAACAAAAAUACUUUAAACUUCAGACAUUUGUUAGAAGCUUGAUACUAGCUAUGAAAGCUGAUGAUAAGGAACAACAGCAGGUGCUGCUGUCAGAUUUACCUCCUGAAUUAGAAGAGAUGGAUUUCAAUCAUGCCUCACCGGAGCCUGAUGAUACCUCAUUCAGUGUGUCUUCUUUAUCAGAGAAAAAUGCCUCAGACAGUUUGUGAUUUGAGGGGGUUAUAUGAUACAUACAGCCUUUGGGCUGCCUAACA
This is a messenger RNA of Odobenus rosmarus divergens (Pacific walrus), 2233 nucleotides long. It is a transcript of the gene HDX, whose product is annotated as highly divergent homeobox. The coding region runs from base 107 to 2188 and encodes 693 amino acids. Gene Ontology annotation, biological process: regulation of transcription by RNA polymerase II. Lineage: Eukaryota; Metazoa; Chordata; Mammalia; Carnivora; Odobenidae. Gene Ontology annotation, molecular function: DNA-binding transcription factor activity, RNA polymerase II-specific; RNA polymerase II cis-regulatory region sequence-specific DNA binding. The record is from RefSeq and is a predicted model, not a curated record. The transcript is spliced from 10 exons.